Messenger RNA from Hevea brasiliensis (rubber tree), 2891 nucleotides. Its product is annotated as probable galacturonosyltransferase-like 7. Gene Ontology annotation, molecular function: glycosyltransferase activity. Gene Ontology annotation, cellular component: Golgi apparatus. The coding region runs from base 593 to 1684 and encodes 363 amino acids. The record is from RefSeq and is a predicted model, not a curated record. The transcript has 2 exons. Lineage: Eukaryota; Viridiplantae; Streptophyta; Magnoliopsida; Malpighiales; Euphorbiaceae.
UACGGAAAUUAAUCGUGCGUUACUAAAUUAUUUUCUUAUUUUAUUUACUUAUUAUGGUUUUACUCUAAUAAUUAUAAAAUUUAUAUAUAUUAUUUUGGUUUUGGCCGUGGAUUUCUAUGGUGGAAAACGCAAGGCUCAGCUGGAAAAACAAACAGAAAGUACCUCUCCCUUCUCUCUCUCUCCUCUGCUAUCAGCUUGUGUCUCUGUUCUGCUUCUAUCGCCCUCUCUCAGAGGCCAAUAGCUAGAGAUAUAGAGCGCGCAGAGAGACGGAGAGGGAGAGGUGGGAGACCAGAGCGCAGCAAAGCACCGGGGCCUGAUUCAGCGCCCUGGUUUGGUUUCAUGGAUUCAUCUAUUUUCUCUCUCCUGUAAGGUCGCUUCGUUCCCACGGCAUUUCUGCUUUCAAACAGAGGAAAAUAUCGAUUCGUGCUUCUUUCUUGGGUUUUAAUCUCUCCAUUUCUCAUCUCCACAGCUCAAUCUGGCAGACCUUAAAGGAACCAUUGCGUUGCUUCGAUCCUUUCUUUUCUCCUUCUUGCCAGAUCGCGUCGAUUUCAAAUCUAAGAAAAAGAAGAGGAGAGGGAUUUACCGUGGGAAAAUGCUCUGGAUUAUGCGUUUCUCAGGCUUCUUUUCUGCAGCUAUGAUCAUGAUUAUCCUCUCCCCCUCUCUCCAGUCCUUCUCUCCUGCUGAGGCCAUUCGAUCUUCUCACCUCGACAGCUUCUUGGGAAAUCUUGGCGCCUAUUCGCCGGACCGAUUCUCCUUUCGAAAAGCGGCUGUAUUCCGCAAUGCCGAUAAAUGUAGCUCCAGUGAUAACCUAAUCUCAGGGAAAACUGGUGUCUGCGAUCCUAACUUGGUACACGUUGCCAUUACACUCGAUGUUGAGUAUCUCCGGGGGUCAAUCGCCGCUGUACACUCCAUAUUGCAGCAUUCAUUGUGUCCAGAGAGUGUUUUCUUUCACUUUUUGGUUUCGGAGACCAAUCUGGAAUACCUAGUGCGGUCUACUUUCCCUCAAUUGAAGUUCAAGGUGUAUUAUUUCGAUCCAGAUAUUGUGCGAAAUCUGAUCUCCACUUCCGUUAGGCAAGCUCUUGAACAGCCGCUCAAUUACGCUAGGAAUUACUUGGUUGAUCUGCUGGAGCCUUGCGUUCGUAGAGUGAUCUACUUGGACUCCGAUUUGGUUGUGGUUGAUGAUAUUGCAAAGCUGUGGACUACGAAUUUGGGUUCUAGAACAAUCGGUGCCCCGGAAUACUGCCACGCAAACUUCACGAAAUAUUUCACGGCGAGUUUCUGGUCGAAUACAAGGUUUUCCAGUACUUUUAGUGGUCGGAAAUCGUGUUACUUCAACACUGGAGUAAUGGUGAUAGAUCUGGCAAAGUGGAGACGGGUUGGGUACACAAAGCGGAUUGAGAGGUGGAUGGAGAUCCAGAAGAGUGACCGGAUUUAUGAGCUGGGGUCACUGCCGCCGUUCCUCUUGGUUUUCGCCGGACACGUGGCGCCGAUCGAGCACCGGUGGAACCAACACGGAUUAGGUGGUGAUAAUGUGAGAGGCAGCUGUCGUGAUCUGCAUCCAGGUGCAGUUAGCCUUCUACAUUGGUCCGGCAGUGGCAAGCCCUGGCUCAGGAUCGACUCGAGGCAACCUUGCCCACUUGAUGCUUUAUGGGCUCCAUACGACUUGUACGGACACUCACAUUGAAUCGCAGUAGUCGCCGACGGUAACAGUAGCAAUUAGGGCCAGAACUGGUCUGUCGGCUGCAGAUAUUCAAUGGAGGGAGGAGGCAGACCAGACGGUCCACGCAAGAGUGGUAUUAUUGAGGUGGAGAUAUAUUGAAAUGACCAAAUUGCACUAAUUAAUAUCAUUAAAUUACUAGUGCAAUUGCAAUUGGGCAUUUGUAGAUUAUUAGCAUCCUGGUGUCGGUCAACUUGUUUAGGCUUUAGGCUUGCGGGGUUUUCCUCUUUUUAGUUACUUCGUUCCCCUCCCUUUAGCGUCUUUGGUGGAAGGUGGAGGCGAUUGGUGGCAUUGAUGUUUUUUUUUUUUUUUUUUGAACGCUUGUUAGGCCAUUUGGGUUUUGUGGUCGAGUGCUGAUUCACUGUUAGGCAGAGGCAAUUUUGUUAUAUCAUGCAUGUCUCUUUAGCUUUUGCAAGGCAUUUUGUAGAAUAAGAAGGUAUAAUUUGUCAAAUGAGGCACUGAGAAAGUAAAAUAAUAAUGAGAAAGAAUGAUAAAGUUAUGUAUACGUUGUAGGUGGAGUGCAAUGACCAAAAAGGUGAAGGGGGGCAUGUGAUGUGAGCGAAGUUGCUAGUCGGUUGUCCAUUUUGUGUAAUGGCCGAAAAGAACCGAGUGCUCGUCUUCCAAAGCAAAGGAGUGUGGUGCUGGCUGGAGGAAAAGCUUGAAUUAGCAAUCGGAAGAAUCUAAGAGGUGGUGUGAUGGUAGCAAAGUCAUGCCGACGGGAGUGUAUAGUUUUGGAUGGUGUUGUAUUCGUUGGCGGCAGCGGGAGGCUUGUGAACAACCUCAUUAUUUGUCCCUCUGCGCAAUUUAGUGUUGUUCUGGAUAAAUCUACCAUGCGUGAUCGAAUUAAUAAUAUAUUUAUAGUUUAUCCAGCUAACAAAUAAGGCCAUUAGAAAUUAGUAAUAUUAUUUUUGGGUUUAAUAGAUGUUAGGAUGUUGAACAAUCGAAACUUAAUUGCAGCAUUGAAAGGGACCCAAAAUUUAUUAUUUGUUGCGUGGGAACUGUCCAAAGUUGAGGUGGGGACCGAUUCCUUCUGCCCUGGCAUCACACGUGGCCAUUUGCUUCCUGGAAUCAGCUGCUUAACAUGUGGUCUUAACUCUUUAGUUUAUAACACCAUUGGAUUGUAUUUAAUUGUUGAUCUGUUAACUCACCAGUUUUAUGCUCUGGUUCUACGUUG